Messenger RNA from Tetrapisispora phaffii CBS 4417, 1740 nucleotides. It is a transcript of the gene PUT2, whose product is annotated as 1-pyrroline-5-carboxylate dehydrogenase. The record is from RefSeq and is a predicted model, not a curated record. Gene Ontology annotation, cellular component: mitochondrial matrix. Gene Ontology annotation, molecular function: L-glutamate gamma-semialdehyde dehydrogenase (NAD+) activity. The transcript has a single exon. Lineage: Eukaryota; Fungi; Ascomycota; Saccharomycetes; Saccharomycetales; Saccharomycetaceae. Bases 1 to 1740 code for a protein of 579 amino acids.
AUGUUAAGAACUACUUUAACCACAAAGCCAUACUUGCUAAUCAGAAAAUUCGGUAACUAUUCGAUACCAAAACAAAUAACAAAUGAACCGAUUAAGAAUUUUGGUGCAGCUGAUGUAAAAGAUUGGGAUUUAUUAAGAUCCUCAAUUAUGAAAUUUAAAAGUUCAUCAAUCGAUAUCCCUUUGGUAAUUAAUGGUGAGAGAAGAUAUUACGAUGAAUCUAAGGGUAAAAAAAGAUCAUAUUAUAAACAACCUAAUCCUGCUGACCACGGCACUAUAUUAGCAAAUGUCACACAAGCAACAGAGACUGAUGUCUUAGAUGCUAUCGCAGCUACUAAAAAUGCAAAGGUUGAAUGGGAAAACUUCUCUUUUUUUGAUAGAGCUUCUGUGUUUUUAAAAGCUGCUGAUUUGAUUACGACGAAAUAUAGGUAUGAUAUGUUAGCUGCAACGAUGUUAGGUCAAGGGAAAAAUGUUUACCAAGCAGAAAUCGAUUGUAUUACUGAAUUAUCAGAUUUCUUUAGAUUUAAUGUCAAGUAUGCCAAUGACUUGUAUUCACAACAACCUCUGGAAUCAACCGCUGGUGUUUGGAACAAAGUCGAAUACAGACCGUUGGAAGGUUUUGUAUAUGCAGUUUCACCAUUUAAUUUUACAGCUAUUGCUGCUAAUUUGGUCGGGGCGCCUGCACUUAUGGGAAACACUGUUAUAUGGAAACCAUCUCAAAGUGCAACCUUAUCUAAUUACUUGCUAAUGACAGUAUUGGAAGAAGCUGGCUUACCAAAGGGUGUUAUUAAUUUUUUACCUGGUGAUCCAGUUAAAGUCACCGAACUAAUAGUGAAUGAUAGAGCAUUCAAUUCCUUACAUUUCACAGGUUCAACUGAUGUGUUUAAAUCUUUAUAUGGAAAAAUUCAAAGUAAUUUAGUUAAUGGAGUUUACAAAGACUACCCACGCAUUGUCGGUGAAACCGGUGGUAAAAACUUCCAUUUAAUUCAUAAAAGUGCUAAUAUUCCACAUUCUGUUUUAUCAACAAUCAGAGGUGCAUAUGAGUUUCAAGGCCAAAAAUGCUCCGCAACUUCAAGAUUGUAUAUCCCUGAAUCUAAAAGCAAGGAAUUUAUAAAAGAUUUCGUUGGAACGAUGACAUCUGAACACAGUAAAAUGACGCCAACAAACACUUCUGCCGGUCCACUUAGUGGCGGUGAUCUACAUAGUUUCAUUGGCCCUGUGAUCAACCAACAAAGUUUUAACAAAUUAGCAGCUGUCUUAGAAGAUGCUAAAACUGAUCCAGAAUUGGAGAUUAUAUAUGGUGGAAAAUAUGACAACUCAAAAGGUUGGUUCAUACAACCAACAUUAAUUAAAACUACAAAUCCAAACCAUGAAUACAUGUCUAAAGAAUUUUUUGGCCCAAUUUUAACUUAUUUUGAGUACCCAGAUGCUGAAUUCAAUAAGAUAUGUGAGAUUAUUGACCAAACUAGUCAAUAUGGUCUCACAGGUGCAGUAUUUGCCCGUGAUCGUGAAACAAUUAAAACAGCAACCGAUGCAUUGAGAUACGGCGCAGGUAACUUUUAUGUCAAUGAUAAGUGCACUGGUGCAGUGGUCGCUCAACAGUGGUUUGGAGGCGCAAGAAUGAGUGGUACUAACGAUAAAUCUGGUAGUGGUAACAUCUUAAAUAGAUUUACUAGUAUAAGAAACAUUAAGGAAAACUUCUUAGAAUUAACAAACCAUAAAUAUCCUUCUAACUAUGAUUAA